AAAUAUUUAACCGCGGCGUCAGCGGGCAGGGCAGGCAGCUGCAGGAAUGGAGAGAAGCGGGCAGCGCUCGUUCCCUGCUGUCCCCCCGGGCCAGCCUCAGGGUGACCAUCUGCAGCUCCUGCUGCGCCGCAGCCAGGAGGCCAAAAGCUGCGCCUAUUGCCCCUACAGCCGGUUCCCGGUGGGAGCUGCCCUGCUCACUGCCGGCGGGGAGAUCUUCUCGGGGUGCAACGUGGAGAACGCCUGCUACAGCCUGGGGAUGUGCGCCGAGCGCGGUGUCAUCCAAAAAGCCAUCUCCGAGGGGCACACCAGCUUCAAGGCCAUGGCCAUCGCCAGUGACAUGAGGGACCAGUUCAUCACACCCUGUGGCGCCUGCAGACAAGUGAUGAGAGAGUUUGGCACAGACUGGUAUGUCUACCUGACCAAAGCAGAUGGCACCUACAUUGUCAAGAGGCUGGAGGAGCUGCUGCCACUCUCCUUUGGCCCUGAGGACCUGAAUAAGGUCUGAGCAGCGUGGCCACCAUCAGCAUUUGCUCUUAGGCACAGGGGAUAAUGAUUUUCCCUGAUUUUCUCAGCCUGUAAGCAACUUUUUGGGAGCAACACAGUGGGAAAUUUGUUUAUACUGUUAAGUUGCCCGUUCCUCUGUCUCAUCUUCUAAUUCAGUGUUGAUUUGCAGACUCCAGCUCCACCUUGCCCCAAGGAAAUGGCAAAAUCAAAUCAUAGAAAUUCCCUGUUAUUAGUAAAAAAAGCGUCCAGACAUCCCUGUAGGCAAGGGAGGACAUGGGUUUGAUGCAGAACUCAAACAGGCUUUGGUACAGAAACCACUCCUGAAUAAUGCAAAAUCAUUGCUUGGGAAAGUGCUGGAUCCUUCAGCUCUAAAAAGAAGUGAAAGCAAGAGGGAAAAGGUCCAUCAGCCCCAGAAGCAGUUAGUGAGCCAAUCCAGAUUAGGUGAAUUGCUGGAACAGGGUGGUUAUUGCACUGACCGUGUCCUUUGCUCCUUUCUUCCCAGCUUGUUUUCCUAGCUUUUAUUCUGUUUGGGGUGAAGAAGAGGACAAGGAGUUUUUGGGGUGUUCUGGAGGGGUUUGUGCCUCUGGGGUAAUGCCAUUUGUUGAUUGUAUAUUGAUUUAUAAUGCAAUGACAAAUGAAUUCAUUACAUUUUCCAACCUGCACUGGGUUGAGCAUUUCUGCCAUGCCUAAGUGAAAUAAAAACAGUUCUGUUUUA
Messenger RNA from Passer montanus (Eurasian tree sparrow), 1219 nucleotides. It is a transcript of the gene CDA, whose product is annotated as cytidine deaminase. NCBI's taxonomy places the organism in Eukaryota, Metazoa, Chordata, Aves, Passeriformes, Passeridae. Gene Ontology annotation, molecular function: cytidine deaminase activity; zinc ion binding. The coding region runs from base 47 to 505 and encodes 152 amino acids. The transcript is spliced from 4 exons. Gene Ontology annotation, cellular component: cytosol. The record is from RefSeq and is a predicted model, not a curated record.